Messenger RNA from Brassicogethes aeneus, 1056 nucleotides. NCBI's taxonomy places the organism in Eukaryota, Metazoa, Arthropoda, Insecta, Coleoptera, Nitidulidae. The record is from the annotation of a GenBank genome assembly.
AGCACCGUCAAAAAAGUGAGGUUAUGUUUACAAUAACAUCCUCAAAACGCCCUAAAUCUGUGAUAUUUUAACUUAAACAUGAACAAAGAUAAAACAGAGAGUGACCAAAUUAUACUAGCCACUGGUGGUUAUGAUCAUACCAUAAAAUUAUGGCAAACGCAUACAGGAAUAUGUCAAAGAACGAUGCAACAUGGAGAAUCGCAAAUAAAUGCACUAAAGAUUACGCCAGACAAAAAACACCUCACCACUGCCAGCUAUCAGCAUAUUUACAUGUACGACUUAACAUCAAAUAAUCAAAAUGCAAUAAUUAACUAUGAAGGAACAAGUAAAAAUGUAACUUGUGUGGGUUUUAAUGCAGAUGGUAGGUGGAUGUAUUCCGGGGGUGAAGAUGGUAGGGCUAGAAUAUGGGACAUAAGAUCCAGAAACAAUUCAUCGUGUCCUAAAAUUUUUGAAGUUCAAGCUCCCAUAACUUGUAUUUGUUUGCAUCCUAAUCAGGUUGAGUUGUUUAUGGGGGAUCAAAAUGGCGUUAUUUAUAGGUGGGAUCUUAGAACAAAUACUUUUGAGGAAUUGAUUCCAGAGCCAGAUGCAAUGAUUUUAGACUUGGAUAUAGACGCUACUUGCAAUUAUAUGGCGUCAGUGAAUAAUAAAGGUAGAUGUUACAUAUGGAGCUUAGAAUAUGGCAGUACUGACACACCUACAAACUUACAGCCAAAACACAAGUUUGAAGCACAUAAAAAACAUGCUUUGAAGUGCAAUUUCAGUCCAAACUCUGAGUAUUUGAUUACUACAUCUGCUGAUCAAACAGCGAAAAUAUGGUCUGUUCCCAAUUUUACUUUGCUGCAAGAAUUAAAACAAGAUAGUCAGAGAUGGGUGUGGGAUGCUGCCUUUAGUGCUGAUUCACAAUAUGUUUUUACUGCCUCUUCAGAUUGUUAUGCCAGGUUAUGGAAUGUAAAUACUGGGGUAAUGGAAAGGCAUUAUGCAGGUCAUCAGAAAGCAGUGACUGCUUUAGCUUUAAUGGACGUUGCAGCUUCAUAAAAAAUAAAGUUUUUAAUAGGU